Messenger RNA from Penicillium taxi, 5151 nucleotides. Its product is annotated as DNA topoisomerase 2. Lineage: Eukaryota; Fungi; Ascomycota; Eurotiomycetes; Eurotiales; Aspergillaceae. Gene Ontology annotation, molecular function: DNA binding; ATP binding; DNA topoisomerase type II (double strand cut, ATP-hydrolyzing) activity. The record is from RefSeq and is a predicted model, not a curated record. Bases 1 to 5151 code for a protein of 1716 amino acids. The transcript has 3 exons. Gene Ontology annotation, cellular component: nucleus. Gene Ontology annotation, biological process: DNA topological change; sister chromatid segregation; resolution of meiotic recombination intermediates.
AUGCUCAUCAUGGACGACUCAAUAAUGGAUGAUUCCGUGUUUGAUAUCGAGAGCGACGCUAGCUCAGAUUUCGCACCCCAACCUGCAUCUAAACCCAAAGCAAAGCCUGCCCCAAAGAAGGCGGCAGCUAAAUCUGCACCCAAGAAGACGACUCAGACAACUUUGAAAACCAAGACAGCCCCCAAGUCCAAGCCUGCAGCGAAAAAAAAGGCAGCGGACAGCGAGGACGAAAAAUCUGAGAUCGAAAUCUCCGAUGAUGAUGCUUCAACACUCUCUCACACCCCUCCCAAGGCAAAGAAAACUACGGCUUCAAAAAGAGCAACAUCGAAACCUCGGGGCGACGUUGAAAAUGAGUCUUUCGGGGCAGAUGAGCCUGCAGCUGACCAAAAAAAUGCCUCGGACAAGUACCAAAAGCUCACCCAACUUGAACACAUCACCAAACGACCUGAUACCUACAUCGGUUCAACAGAACGCACAACCCAGCAGAUGUGGGUUUAUAACUCUGAAACCGAGUUGAUGGAAUUCCGUCCAGUUUCAUACGUGCCCGGUCUCUACAAAAUUUUCGAUGAAAUUGUGGUCAAUGCCGCCGAUAACAGACAAAAUGACAAAAACAUGAAUGAGAUUCGGGUCACAAUUUCUCGUGAGGAAGGUGAAAUCAGUGUGUGGAACAACGGUCGUGGUAUUCCCAUUGAGAUCCAUUCCAAGGAACAGAUCUAUGUACCGGAGCUGAUUUUUGGACACCUGCUCACUUCUUCAAACUACGAUGACACCCAGAUGAAGGUCACUGGUGGUCGAAACGGUUUCGGUGCCAAGCUAUGCAACGUAUUCUCGAACGAGUUCAUCCUUGAAACCCAAGACUCGCGGGUGAAGAAGAAGUACAAACAGACCUGGACAGACAACAUGUCCAAGGUUGGUAAGGCGAGCAUUACGGCGGCUAAGGGUGAAGACUACACCAAAGUCACCUUCAAGCCAGAUUUCGCCAAGUUCGGUAUGGAAGGUAUUGAUGAUGACUUUGAGGCGCUUGUGAAGCGUCGUGUCUACGAUUUGGCGGGUACAACAGGUGUGACCGUCAAAUUGAACGGUAGCCGUAUUCCCGUCCGAGCAUUCAAAAAAUACAUGGAAAUGUACACCAAAGCCAUACGUAAAGAGCGCGGCGAUGAUGGACCAGGCGCAAAGGAUGAGAUCAUUACCUGCAGCCCUGACCCUCGGUGGGAGAUUGGUUUUGCAGUUUCUGACGGUGCCUUCCAACAAGUGUCAUUUGUCAACUCAAUUGCUACAACUUCUGGUGGUACACACGUCAAUUACAUUGCCGAUCAGAUCUGUAACCGUCUCGCUGAUCAGUGUAAGAAACGUAACAAGACUGGUGCCACGCUGAAGACGGCACAGAUUCGGAACCACAUCUUCAUCUUCGUGAACGCUUUGAUCGUCAACCCGGCCUUCAAUUCGCAGACCAAAGAGCAAUUGACCACAAAGGUGAGCCAGUUUGGCAGCAAAUGUGUCCUGGACGAAGAUUUUUACAAGAAGGUCCUCAAGACAGAGGUAAUGUCCAACAUUUUGCAUUUCGCAGAACAAAAGGCAGAUCAAAUCUUGAAAAAAAGCGAUGGCGGUCGUCGUACACGAAUGAAUAACGCAAAAUUGGUGGAAGCGAACAAGGCUGGAACCCGAGAUGGCCAUCACUGCACUCUAAUUCUGACCGAAGGUGACUCCGCCAAGGGUCUGGCGAUGGCUGGACGGUCGGUGGUUGGACCUGAUCUCUUUGGUGUUUUCCCUCUUCGCGGAAAGCUUCUCAAUGUUCGUGAUGCAUCUUUCGACCAGAUUUCCAAGAACGCGGAAAUCCAGAACAUUAAGAAUUUCAUUGGUCUGCAGCACAAAAAAGAAUAUACCACAACCAAGGGCCUGAGAUACGGCCAUAUCAUGAUCAUGACUGAUCAAGAUCAUGAUGGAAGUCAUAUCAAAGGUUUGUUGAUCAAUUUCCUUCAGGCCCAAUUCCCUAGCUUGCUGAAGAUCCCUGAAUUCCUCAUCGAAUUCAUCACACCAAUCAUCAAGAUUUGGAAGGGCGAUCCAAAGAACCCGUCCAAGUCGCGCUCGUUCUUCACAAUGCCCGAGUAUGAGGAAUGGCUCGAGGAGCAUAAAACUGAACGUAGCUGGGAGCACAAGUACUAUAAGGGUCUGGGAACCAGUUCAACCGAAGAUGCCCAAAUCUAUUUCCGAGACCUUGACAAGCACUUGAAAGAGUUUCACACAAUGAAGGAAAAUGAAGAAUCACUCAUCGAACUGGCAUUCUCGAAGAAGAAGGCCGAUGAGCGAAAGGAGUGGCUGCGCCAGUACAAGCCUGGCACGUUUCUUGACCAUUCACAGGCUAAGAUUUCCUACACGGACUUCAUUAACAAGGAGCUUAUCCUGUUCAGCAUGGCAGACAACAUGCGUUCUAUUCCUUCCGUAGUAGAUGGACUGAAGCCCGGUCAGCGCAAAGUGCUUUAUACCUGCUUCCGCCGCAAUUUGAAGAAAGACAUGAAAGUUGUCGAGCUGGCAGGUCUUGUCUCUGGAGCGACGGCUUAUCAACACGGUGAUACGUCACUUCAACAGACAAUCGUUGGUUUAGCGCAGACUUUUGUUGGCUCCAACAACAUCAACUGCCUCGAACCCAGUGGAAACUUUGGUAGUCGACUUCAAGGUGGCAGUGAUUGUGCUAGUGCUCGUUACAUCUACACUCGCCUGUCGCCCUUUGCACGGAGAGUUUUCCACUCGGCUGACGAGCCUAUCCUGACUUAUAACAAGGACGACGGCGAAACGAUUGAACCCGAGAACUACAUACCUGUGGUACCCCUCAUCUUGAUUAACGGUGCCGACGGUAUUGGAACCGGCUGGAGUUCUUCUAUUCCUAACUACAACCCCGAGGACAUUGUGAAGAACCUCAAACUCCUGAUGGAAGGCCAACCCACCGAACCAAUGCAGCCCUGGUUCCGUGGCUUCACUGGUGAAGUUGUUGAUUUAGGUGGUGACAGAUACAAAUUCAAUGGUAUCAUUAAGAACACUGGAGAUAGCGAAGUUGAAAUCACUGAAUUGCCUAUUCGUACCUGGACGCAAGAUUUCAAAGACAAGCUCGAAGAUAUCAUCAAAGCCGAGAAGCUUCCCUCUUUCAUCAAAGACUACAGGGACUACAAUACGCACAACAAGGUGCACUUUGUGAUUCAGCUUGAAGAUAGCUUUGCGAAGCGUCUUCCCGAAGGCGGGACUGAAGGCCUGGAGGAGAAGUUCAAGCUAUCCAAGCAAAUCUCCACGACCAAUCUUGUUGCCUUCGAUCCGGAAGGCCGCAUCACCAAGUACGCCACCGUUGAUGACAUUCUGAAGGAAUUCUUCACCGUUCGUCUCAAGUACUAUGAGAAACGUAAGCAAUAUCAGCUGUCGGAACUUCAACGGGUACUCGAGAAAUUGAGCAACCAGGCUCGCUUCGUGCAGAUGAUCAUUGAUGGCAAGCUGGUUAUUUCCAAAAAGAAGAAGCUAGUCCUCGUCACUGAGCUGAAAGACAAGGGCUUCAAACCGAUCGUCAAAGUGGCUGAUGCUGCCAAAUUAGGUGAGUCGGAGCCUGUGGUCGAAGAAGGUGAGGAGCCGGAGGAUACGAACAUUGAAACUAUGUCGAGCUCCUACGACUACUUGCUCGGCAUGCCCAUGUGGUCACUGACCCAGGAGCGUGUGGAGAAACUUCGCCGCCAGAUCGGCGAUCGGGAAACCGAGGUCGAUACCUUGAUCAAAUUGUCCAAGGAGGAUAUCUGGAAGCAGGAUCUUGACGAUUUCAUCAACGAGUGGCGCUUCCAGCUUGCGGAGGAAGAUCGUCGCCUGAAAAAGGUGGCCAACAUGGGUCGCCGUGCUUCCUCCAAGCUCAUGACGGGCAUUGGCAAGGCUCCGGCAUCGCGUAAGCGAAAGGCGGCAAUUGCAGCUGGAGAGGAUCCUGAUGAUGAUGAUUUCGCAGCUCCCAAGUCGAAGAAGGCGACGGCAGCGUCCAAGAAGAAAGAGAAGCAGACAAAUAGUCUCGCUAAUUUCCUUCAAUCCAAGCCUACAGAGAAAAGUCCAGGCUCUGACGAUGAGUUCGACUUCAACAUGGAGGUGUUGCCCAAGAAGAGCCGAGCCCCGGCAAAGGCGAAGGCGAAGACAGAGCCGGAAGUCAAGGAUGAAGUCGAUCUCAUGGACAUCGAUGAAAUUCCAUUACAAGCACCCAGUGCCCCAGUUCAGCCCGCGCCUGACAUUUUCGAAAUAGACGACGAACCUGAAAAAGCGCCAGUGAAAGCAAAGACUACCAAACGUGCCCCCAAAGCUAAGCCAAAGGUGGCUAGCCCAAUUGAUGAUUCAGGUUCGGAUGACGACUUCCUCGAUAUCGCUAAGAGCGAAGCCCCCAAGCCAGCGCCUAGCCGCACACGCAAGCCUGUCAAUUACACUGCUAUAAGCGACUCUGACAGUGACAACGGCGACGACCUUCUCGGGGAUGUCAGUAUGAUGGUUAAAGGCAUUGGCAGCGGCGAUUCGGAAUCCCGUAAACUUUUCUCUGAGCGAUCUCAUGCUGAAAGCAGCGCUAGUUUGAUGGCACCCACUAAGGCACCCAAGGUGGGCAGCGACUUUGACCCAGAUGAGACAGACUACAGCAAGCUUGUGCCUCAGAACUCUCCACGACGCACAUUGCAAGUCAAGCCCAAGGAAGUCUCCCGGAUCGAAGAUGAUGACGAGGAGGAUGAAGACUCGCCAGUCAAGCCCGCUCCUAAGCCGAAGGCUGCCCCCAAGGCCAAGGCAGCUCCCAGGGCGACUGCUGCAAAGGCUACUACCGCAUCGAAAGCGCGAGGCCGACCAAAGAAGGAUGCCGCUCCGGUGGCCCUCUCUCCUGCAGCCAAGGGCUACGCCGCUAAGCAAGCAAAGUCCAAGAAGAUUGUGGAUGACUUCUCGGAGGAUGAUAUCGAUGCCAUGGCCAACGAUAUCUUGGAUUCUCCGGCUGGCAAGGUGGACGUUUCGGAUGACGAUCCUGCCCCUGCUCCUCGCCGUGCAGCCGCUGCCCGUCCUGCUCGCCGCGCGACUAAACCCACCAAAUACAUCAUUGAAGACGAAAGUGACGACGAGGAAGCCUCGGAUUCGGAAGAUGUCUUUGAUGAUGCCGAGAGCGAGUAG